Molecule: messenger RNA, 3680 nt
Organism: Condylura cristata (star-nosed mole)
Lineage: Eukaryota; Metazoa; Chordata; Mammalia; Eulipotyphla; Talpidae
Gene: SPRY4
Product: sprouty homolog 4 (Drosophila)
Exons: 3
Coding region: 491-1390 (299 amino acids)
Biological process (GO): negative regulation of Ras protein signal transduction; negative regulation of MAP kinase activity; multicellular organism development
Cellular component (GO): membrane; cytosol
Source: RefSeq, a predicted model, not a curated record
AAAAGCCAUUUUCCCAGGCAGUGGUUGCAACAUCGCCGCGGAGGCUGCGAGAGAAGCUGACAGCGCAGAGCUGGCGCUGCGGAGCGCAGGGAGCCGUGCCGGUUGCUCCGGCCGGCGUCUGCGAGGACAUCGGCGUCUGACCUACUCAAAUUCAGGGAUAUACACAGACGUGGAGCAAUGCUUGUGACUCUGCAGCUCCUCAAACCUCUGUAGGGCCUGAGGCUCCUUCGCCUCCUGUGUCUUCUAUGCCCCUAGCUGUGUCAGGCCCUGGGGCCCCCAGCCGCGCUAAGGCUGUGGUGGCGGCUGAAGGUGCGGUUUACAUAACGCCAGUCAAGUGGGAGCUGGAGGAAGAGGUUGCUUGCCUAGAAGAGAUAAGGCUUCUGCUUUCCUUACUUCUUGUUGGUACCAAGCUUGACAUCACCCGCGAGGAGAGGAUAGAGACGGGCCCCUAGAAGCCUGUUUUUCAGCGCUGUCCCGGACUUCCGGCCCCAUGGAGCCCCCGAUCCCACAGAGCGUCCCUUUGACUCCCAGCUCAGUCAUGGUCCAGCCCCUUCUUGACAGCCGUGUGCCCCACAGUCGGCUCCAACACCCACUCACCAUCCUACCCAUCGACCAGAUGAAGACCAGUCAUGUGGAGAACGACUACAUAGACAACCCCGGCCUGGUACCCUCCACCGGUCCCAAGCGGACCCGGGGCGGGGCCCCUGAACUGGCCCCGACACCCUCCCGCUGUGACCAGGAUGUCACCCACCACUGGAUCUCCUUCAGUGGGCGACCCAGCUCUGUGAGCAGCAGCAGCAGCACAUCCUCCGACCAGCGCCUCCUAGACCACAUGGCACCACCGCCUGUGGCCGACCAGGCCUCCCCGAGGGCUGUGCGCAUCCAGCCCAAGGUGAUCCACUGCAAGCCGCUGGACCUCAAGGGCCCGGUGCUGCCACCAGAACUGGACAAGCACUUCUUGCUGUGUGAGGCCUGUGGGAAGUGCAAGUGCAAGGAGUGUGCGUCCCCCCGGACGUUGCCCUCCUGCUGGGUCUGCAACCAGGAGUGCCUGUGCUCAGCCCAGACCUUAGUCAACUAUGGCACCUGCAUGUGCCUAGUGCAGGGCAUCUUCUACCACUGCACCAACGAGGACGAUGAGGGCUCCUGCGCUGACCACCCCUGCUCCUGUUCCCACUCAAACUGCUGCGCCCGCUGGUCCUUCAUGGGCGCCCUUUCCCUGGUGCUGCCCUGCCUGCUCUGCUACCUGCCGGCCACUGGCUGUGUGAAGCUGGCCCAGCGUGGCUAUGACCGCCUGCGCCGCCCCGGGUGCCGCUGCAAGCACACGAACAGCGUCAUCUGCAAGGCAGCCACCGGAGAUGCCAAGGCCAGCAGACCCGACAAGCCUUUCUGACGCUUUGGGUCGAGUCCCCUGCGCUCCCCCUGGAAACUUGGUUCCCUUCUGACACUUGAGAAGACCCGCAGCAAUGCCAGAGGUUUCAGCCUCCUGAGGCUGACCUUGCUCUCUGCUAUAUCCCCAACCCCACCCCACCCCAGAUUCUGAAGAAACAGACCGUCACCCACCCUCUAGUCCCAGAAGGAUGAAGAAGCACUUUGGGUUGUGUUUUGUUUUUUUCAGGGUCCUGGAACUUUGUGUCAGACAGUGGCAGGGGUGUGCUGUGGUGGGGGGAAAGGGGGGAGAAGAUUUUUCCUUUUCAGAAGACAGAACACAGAUGUGGACACAUCCGGAAGUUGCAGCUGCUUGAAUUCCUUCCCAGCCUCUCCUCCUCCUCCCUCCCUUUCUCCCCCUUCUUUUCCAUUCUCUUCGGCUGCCUGGGAGGAAUCUUAACUUGCCAGGGGACCUUUGAAGAAGACCCUUGGAAUCUUGCCCAUCUCCCUCCACCCACCCCACAGUUUACCCCUGGCACCUUGGGGAGGUGUGGCCCCUGGCAACCCCUGUGUAUAUAUAUACUGGGCACCCUCUGAGAACAGCGGACGCCAGUGGGUCUCUGCUGCUUUCCUCGCUCUGCCUCCCUGGAGCCACGGACAGCACAUCUCUCCCUUCCAGCUUCACUAACUCUUGGGGGUGUUCCACUCAUAACACCGUCCUUCGGUUCUUACCGAGUCACAGGCUCACCUGCCCGCUAAGUAUCCUGAGUUCUCUCUACCUUUCCUGAAAGUUUAUGCGUAGAGAAGCCCAGGGCGGCAAAUGCGAGACCAAAUAUCAUUUUGCCAAUGAGUCUGAGGCUGUGGUCUCUGGAUCCAGUCAUUAUGUUUUUAUAGAAUAAUUAAACCAGAUGCUAACGGUGUUUUUAAAAAAUAACAAUAAAACACUUGCUUCCUUUUGGGCCACCCCCAGGAAGGGCUGAUUUUAAAAAUCUGGGGGUGAGCAACCUCAAGGAACAUGACCCCCCUUUUCCCCACCAAGAAGAGGAUUUAACAGCAAAGAAGAGAGGCAGCACCUCCCAUUGGCAGAAUGACAAUUGAGCCGAGCCGGGUGUGGGUUUCUUCUCAUCUGAUUCUGCUGCUUGCUGUCAUAGCCUUUUAUGUACAGUGAUGUGUUUGCAUCUUUAAUGUAAAUAGACAGAUGAUGGGGGGAAAAGUCUAUUUUAGUGUUAGGAAGUCCCAGUGGGGGAGUCGAGUGGGAGGGGGGGUUUCUGAGGGGCUUCCUGGAAUUGAGCCCUACUUCUGUGCGUGGCCACAACACCCCCUCCUGACAGCCCCCAAAGUCGUAGCAACUCUCUUUCAAGGUGCUAAAGGACUCAGAAAGUGCAGCCCGUCCUGUGGGUAGGUACUUGUUGCAUGCAAAAGCUGUAGUGUGUCUGGUCCUUCCUCCCUAGCUGUUGUGUGGGGGGUUUUGAUUUGUGUGGUAUUUUGUGUUCCCCCUCAAAUGAGAGGAAGCUGCCUGGGUCAGAAAAUUUCCCCCAGGUGAAACUGGAAGUGCAUCAGGUGGAGGGAGCAUUUGUAGCAUUUCCAGUUCUGUCAGGACAGAACUGCCUCCAGGAAGGAGGCCCUGAGGCAGGUAGCUGUGAUUGGCAUGCACCCAAUGCUUCUCAAGAACUUUUUUUUCCUUCCUGAAGACUAGUAAUAACAUCUUAUGAUUUAGCAUAACUUAAUUGUAACCAUAGGUAUUUAUUGAUUGGAGGACAGGAGGGGGGGGUCUUAUUAUUUUAGGCUUUAUUUAUAUAACAUUUGCUAGCUUGUAAAAGGCAAAUAUGAAAUACUACAUCUGCGUUUUCUAAGGCUGAUUCACGUAGCUGCCCUUGCCAUAGUGGUGAAGGAUGUGUGGAUGAUCUUGCACAAAUCGGAGGGAAUGGUAGAAAAAACACAUUCAGCCAACCACUUAACACUAAUUGAAUGUAUCAGAUGUGUACUGGAGGGACUGGAGAUGUUUUCUUACAAGAAAUGUGCAGAGGUUACCCCAAAUGAGAGGGCGGGCACAUGUCCACUCUUGGCAAGGCCUCAACUCUCCCCAGAACCCCUCCCUCAGAUAUCUCCACGGGAAAUUUGACCCAGUGGCAAGUUGCACUUUGGUAAUCUUGGUGUUCUACCUGCCCAUUCAGUGGAGAAUUGAUUUACAUAAGCUAUGUAUACACACACAUACACACAUACAUCCCUGACCCCCACUAACGACAUAGACCCCUUUUCCUGGCGAACAGCCUCUUGAACCCUGACUUUUCUUUUUGUGUACAUAGUUGUAAACA